CUUGAGUUAGUAUAUAGUAUAGAAAUAUUGGUUUCCACUGUGGGGGUUAGUGGGUUGGGACGUUUUCUUUCCUUUUCCCCAUUUUUUUGUAUAACGUGUAAUGGACUCACACUCCAGUCCAAUUGGUGGCGGUAAUGCAACUUGUUGGUUGCCAACCGCCAUUUAAAACCCAGAUAAGUACGGACGUAAACAUGACCAAGAACCAUUUUCUCGUUAGCUUUUUUAUUAGGCCAUUAACACGAUGGAAUUCAAAACAUUACUAAUUUAACUGCUCAGCAUCACAUACUUAAGCCAGGUAGUCUUUUAUUCGCGUUGGAGACAGGACUUGGUUGAUAAAAGCUGGCGUUACAUGGAUAACAUCUAACGUUAGCAAACAAUGGCCAUGGUUUUUCACACUGAAAUAGCCUCCAUUAUGGAGGUGCUAGCGAAUGCAGCCGUGGCAGAAGUUUGUAAACUCGUAGACGACGACUAUGCAGUGUUUCGUUUGGAAAUAACUCAAAGCCAGAAAGAAAACAGGACAUUGCGGAGGAAACUACAGCUACUGGAGCUAAAGGUGUCACGGGAGCGCGCAGAGAGGACAACGCGAGAGCGCGCACUCUCCAGACGUCCAAGUAGUGUCAAUAUCCUCGAUCGAAACAGAGGAAUGGAAAGAGGUGAAGGACAUCUCACUGGAGGCCACAGGAGCUUUGUGAAGCCAGCGGGACACAAUACAUGGAGCGAUGACCAACCAAUCACUGUUGAUGAGGGGAGUGGAACCUCAACUCAGCACGUUAUCGUGAUAGAGGAUGCAGAGGCUGCAAGUCCUAGAGGAUCGUCCCUGUUCAAGCAGGAGAGGACUGAAGGAGAGGACCCACGACACAACAUCACGGAGUCAGUAGAUGUGGAGGAUGGGAAGCCUGAUCUGCUGCUGGUCAAAGAGGAGACGAUAGAAGACGAACCAGAGAGCAUUGAUCUGCUGAGUGGACUAAAGAUGGGGGAACAAGGUGGUUGGCUGGAGGCGAACAGAGGAGACUGGGCGGCCAUUUUGGAUUCCCAGACCCAGACGGGUGCAGUCAAUGGCCCGGGGGACGACAUCACUGAGCAGGCCAGGACUAGAGGCGACAUAGUGGAGGUCAGUGGAUGGGACAGCGUCUUCAACUCUGGGCUGGGGAACAACACUGUUAACCACAACCAGAAACAGACUGUCGAACACAAAACAACAACCGAAUUUAGUCUCCGUGAGAACAGACUGGCUGAGACCAGGGCGAGGCGUAGAUUUUGUCUGCGGGGACGGGGAGGUGUCGGUAUGCAGCUGGAGAGAACAGACACUGACUUGGCUAGCGAUGCUCCGUCCUGCUCCUAUAGUUGUGAUUCAGAGAGACUGAUGGCGCCUCAGGUUAACCCCCUAACAGAUGCUGCCUUCAGCCUGCCUUCUAUAGGAUCUAUCAACUGGAACAUGGAUCCUGAGACAACACAGACACUCCCUGGCCUUCAUCCUCCUCACACUCUUAUAAUGUUAAACCAGACCUCAGACAAUGCCAGUGCCUCAACAUUAAAUGGCUGCACAAGCCCAUUGACAAAUGAGAGUAGUAGAGACGAAAUCGGUAAAAGUGACAGCGCCAAAGAGAAACGCUUUCCGUGUUCAUUUUGUGGGAAAGCCUUCCGUUUGCCCAAACAGGUGGAGAUCCACCAGAGGAUGCACACAGGGGAGAAACCUUUCAGCUGCCACCUGUGCCGGGCCAGUUUUUCAGACUCGUCCAACCUGAAGAGGCACCAGAGGGUCCACACAGGGGAGAAACCCUACAGCUGCCCCCAGUGUGAGAAGAGGUUCUCCCGCCAGCACCAUAUGAAGAUGCACCUGAAAGUCCACACGGGAGAGAGGCCAUUCACCUGUACACACUGCGGGAAGAGGUUCUCAGAGAGGAGCUACCUCAGGGUACACCAACAGAAAAUGCACACGGCCCAUAUAUAGUGACAUGUAACGUAGUACUACUACUUAGUACUAAUUCUGUUGGUUUUGGAUAUAGUAGGGAAGUGGACGAGGUGAACUGAACUGAACUGAACUGAAGAAAUAAUGAGACAUAGAAGAUCAGGGUUUAGCAACAGGAUUUAGGGGAUUUGUUUUUGGUUUUAAAAAAAAGACCAGGAAAUUCAGCUUAAAGUAUUCCCACAAAUAAAAAAAAAAGACCAGGAAUUCAGCUUAAAGUAUUCCCACAAAUAAAAUAAAAAGUAUCUCAAUGUAAUCAAGGUAUGAAAUUCUUGUUAUUUUUCAAUACAAUCUCUUUGGGCUUAGUUGUGGUCAUUUUGCAGUGUACAAAUUAUAAUUAUUUUCCAUCCCCUUGACCAUUCGCUCCGAGAAAGAUUCAGCCCGCAGCUGAGUCUAGUUGCCUACCCCUGGAGUAGAUGAUAUGGUCAUGGUUGGGGUAUACUAUAAAUGCUUCAUUGAUGAGUGGUACAACCUUGUCCUGUUGUUUUGAUGAGGAAAUGAUAAUGCCUUAAUUCAUGUUUACUUAUACUGAUCAUGAUAAUGGGGUGAAACUCCAGGACAACAGUUGUGAUAUUUAUUUCUGUUAUUUUACCAGGUAAAUUGACUGAGAACACAUUCUCAUUUACAGCAAUGACCUGGGGAAUAGUUACAGGGGAGAGGAGGGGGAUGAAUGAGCCAAUCGUAAACUGGGGAUUAUUAGGUGACGGUGAUGUUUUGAGGGCCAGAUUGGGAAUUUAGCCAGGACGCCGGGGUUAACACCCCUACUUUUACGAUAAGUACCAUGGGAUCUUUAAUGACCUCAGAGUCAGGACACCCGUUUAACGUCACAUCCAAACGACAGCACCCUACACAGAGCAGUGUCCCCAAUCACUGCCCUGGGACAUUGGGAUAUUUUUUAGACCAGAGGAAAGAGUGCCUCCUACUGGCCCUCCAACACCACUUCCAGCAGCAUCUGGUCUCCCAUCCAGAGACUGACCAGGACCAACCCUGCUUAGCUUCAGAAGCAAGCCAGCAGUGGUAUGCAGGGUGGUAUGCUGCUGAUAGUCCAUUCCAUAAUGUCCAUUUUACUUUGACCUUUCCUGUUUUUAGGUUAUAUAUCUUUGUUAACAUGACAGCAAAUUAUUUUAUUUGAAUUGAGUGCCAUUAGGCUAUUAAACAAACAGUCAAACCGGAAACAAAAGCAGGCUCUGUCUUAUUUCUGUAGGUAUAUUGAUGAUUUAUAAAGCCAGGCACAUUUAACAGUUAGGCUAUUGAUUAUAAACCUAAUUAAGUUCGGGUUUCCUCUCCUCACUUUUCUGAAGACAAUAAGGCAAGGGCUGUUUUCUCAUCUCCUCGUUCUGCUGCUGCCUCCUGCAUUAUUCUCGACACCAAUAUGCUUGUUAACUUUGCUAUUAUGCAAAAAAUUGUAAUAUAUUUUUUUAUUUAACAAGGUAGGCAAGUUGAGAACAAGUUCUCAUUUACAAUUGCGACCUGGCCAAGAUAAAGCAAAGCAGUUCGACAUGUACAACAACACAGAGUUACACAUGGAGUAAAACAAACAUACAGUCAAUAAUACAGUAGAAGAAUAAGUCUAUAUACAAUGUGAGCAAGUGAGGUGAGAUAAGGGGGGUAAAGGCAAAAAAAGGCCAUGGUGGCGAAGUAAAUACAAUAUAGCAAGUAAAAACACUGGAAUGGUAGAUUUGCAGUGGAGGAAUUUGCAAAGUAGAGAUUAUUUUGCCUUGAUUGUCCUUCUAGGUACUACCGUUUCCCUGUCAUUAUUAACAUUUAUUCACAGACAGUGUUGUUGUCUUUUCUCUUGGACUCAGAGUUAGUUAUGUUGCUGCCGUCUUUGUUUCAACUCAUCAAGCUCUCCCUAGGAGAAAUGCAGGCUGUUUUUCAGGUCGGGGACCUCUCUGGUCAGAUCGUCCAUUCUUGAAUCUACCAGUAUUUGGACAAAGCUUUUGAAGCUAUUUUCCUUCAGUUGUAACAGCUCCUUGUAGAAUAAUUUUUGUUGGUUU
Salvelinus fontinalis (brook trout) is the source of this 3963-nucleotide messenger RNA. RefSeq names its product zinc finger protein 713-like. Gene Ontology annotation, cellular component: nucleus. The coding region runs from base 377 to 1951 and encodes 524 amino acids. Lineage: Eukaryota; Metazoa; Chordata; Actinopteri; Salmoniformes; Salmonidae. The record is from RefSeq and is a predicted model, not a curated record. The transcript is spliced from 5 exons.